Messenger RNA from Dryobates pubescens (Downy woodpecker), 1776 nucleotides. It is a transcript of the gene PHF24, whose product is annotated as PHD finger protein 24. The transcript is spliced from 8 exons. The record is from RefSeq and is a predicted model, not a curated record. Bases 391 to 1566 code for a protein of 391 amino acids. Lineage: Eukaryota; Metazoa; Chordata; Aves; Piciformes; Picidae. Gene Ontology annotation, molecular function: calcium ion binding.
CUCAGAAAGCUGUUUAACACAGCUCCGGCAGCAAUUGGUACAGGGACAGCAAACCAGGCUGCAUCUGCUCAGCCCCAGUCACAAGCUCCCUGCUUCCUCCGUGCGUGUGUGUGUGUGUGUGUCAGUGUGUGUGUGUGCGUGCGCUAGACAUAGGCAUCCGCUCUCAGCAUCUCGCUGUCUCCUGAAUCCUCCGGCAGCAAGCGCAGCGCUCUCGCUCCCCGGGUCCCAGCCCCGCCGCUCCAGCCCCAGCUGGGGAUUUGCUCGCCGGGUGCGGGAUGCGGUAAGCACCCGCAAGUGGAGAGGGGGCUGCGGCCAGAGGCAGUGGCAAUGGACAUCGAGCGGACUGCUUUCUAGGAUUUGUACUCCUCAGACAGACCUUGACGCUGAGCCAUGGGGGUGUUGAUGUCCAGGAGGCAGACGGUGGAGAAGGUGCAGAAGGUCAGCUUGGCUGUGUCAGCCUUUAAGGACGGGCUGCGGGCAGAGGGGGGAGGCACACGCCGAGGCACACUGGAGCAGGCUGUGCAGGAGGAAGAGGAGGACGUGUCAGCAGGACCUUCCCAGACGGAGGAGAGCAGUGCUGCCAAGGCGGCCUGGGAACGGCUGCGGGACGGCCGGGGUGUGGAGCCCGAGGAGUUUGACCGAGCCAACAGGUUCACACCGCCUGCCUUCAUCCGGCCCAAGAGGGAGCUGCAUGAUGAUGAGCCUCUGGACAUCAGCCUGGAGCAGCAGGAACAGGUCCUAAAUGAUGAGAUGUGUGAGAUCUGCGAGGUGUGGACAGCUGAGAGCCUCUUCCCCUGCCGUAUCUGCAGCCGAGUGUACCACGACGGCUGCCUGCGCCGCAUGGGCUACCUGCAAAACGACAGCGCCGUGGAGGUGACAGAGACAGCACAUACCGAGACGGGCUGGAGCUGCUACUACUGUGACAAUCUCAAUCUCCUGCUGACGGAGGAAGAGAUGUACAGCCUGAUGGAGACCCUGCGGCACUGUAAGAUCAUUCCAGAGACCUGCCUGACCCUGGAUGACUUCCUUCACUACAAGCACCUGGUGCACAAGCAGCAGUUCGAGCAGCCCAUGGCUGAGGUGCAGGAGGAGCAGGCAGCCCUGCAGUUCUCUGCCCUGGACCCUGACAAGAAGGGGCACAUCGAGUGGCAUGACUUCCUCUCCCACGAGUCUAUUCAGCUGCUGCAGAAGCUGCGGCCACAGAACGCCCUGCUGCGGCUGCUGACGGCCAAGGAGCGAGAGCGGGCACGGGCAGCCUUCCUGGCCCUGGAUCAGGACAGCGACGGGCUCAUCGGAGAGGGCGAGUGCCGCCGGGCCCGGCACGCCUGGUUCCGCAAGCACCAAAAGGAGACACCAUCCUGCAACGUCAGCAUCAGCCACGUAGGGCCCAUGUCGGAGAGCAGCCCUGCCAGCAGCGGCAGUGGCAAGAGCCAGAAGAUCCUGCCAGCCGCAGAGCGUGAGGAGGCCAGGCUCGUCGACUGGCCCGGAUUCCUGCGGGACAACGUCAUCUACAUCCUGGCCGCCCGCCCCAACAGUGCCGCCCUCCACCUGCAGCCCCCCGCCUAGCCCCUGCGCCGCCACCCUCUCCCGCCACCGAGACCUGCCCUGCCCCCCGCUGCGGGCAGAGCCGGCCAACGACUGGCUGCCGGGGAGCGGCCACGCCGCCCCCUCCCUGCUGCUGCCGCUGCGGAUUAGCUGCGAAGAGAAUGGGCGCCGGGGCCUGAUUGGCUGAGGGACUGGGUGCGGCUCUGGGGGUCUCUGAUUGAUGGGGGGGAG